Messenger RNA from Brassicogethes aeneus, 1161 nucleotides. The record is from the annotation of a GenBank genome assembly. Lineage: Eukaryota; Metazoa; Arthropoda; Insecta; Coleoptera; Nitidulidae.
GGCCAUUUUUGAUGUUGGCAAUACCUUUGUCAAAAUAGAUGACUGUUUCAUUUUUUGAGGUUAAGUAAUUGUUCACAAAAAUAAUAGUUUAAAGAAAUAUGACUGAAAGUGCUGGAAAUUGGUGUUUAAUUGAAAGUGAUCCUGGAGUGUUUACUGAAUUAAUUAGAGAGUUUGGCGUUAAAGGUGUUCAAGUUGAGGAGUUAUGGAGUUUAGAUGGAGAGCAAUUUGAAAGUUUAAAGCCAAUUCAUGGACUUAUAUUCCUUUUUAAAUGGACCAAAGAUGAUGACACUAGUGGUUCAGUUGUACAAGAUAGCAGAUUGGAAAAAAUAUUCUUUGCUAGGCAAGUUAUUGAAAAUGCAUGUGCCACCCAAGCUAUACUGAGUGUAUUGCUAAAUUGCCGCCACCAUGAUCUUAAAUUGGGAACCACUUUAUCUGAACUCAAAGAUUUUUGCCAAGGCUUUGAUGCAAACAUGAAAGGUCUUACAAUCAGUAACUCACCAGUAAUCAGAUCAGUACACAACUCAUUUGCCAGACAACAGCUUUUUGAAUUCGACCCCUCCAUGUCCAAUAAGAGCGAAGAUGUGUUUCAUUUUGUUGGCUAUAUUCCUAUUGAUGGCAGACUAUAUGAACUGGAUGGUCUUAAAACAGGCCCAAUUGAUUUGGGUGCUAUUCCAGCAGAAACUGAGUGGACUGAUGUGGUUAGGCCAAUAAUUGAAAAAAGGAUUCAAAGAUACAGUGAAGGUGAAAUUCACUUUAAUCUAAUGGCUAUAGUAAGUGACAGAAAAAUGAUUUAUGAAAGGCAAAUUGAAACACUGGAGAAACAAACUGAAGAGGGAGGAAUGGAUACUGAUUCCCAACAAGCAGAAAUUACAAGGUUAAGAUUAUUAGUUGAUGAGGAAGAUAACAAAAGAAAGCAGUACCAAAUUGAAAAUAUAAGAAGAAAGCAUAAUUAUCUACCAUUAAUUGUUGAAAUUCUAAAGAUAUUGGCUAAAGAGGGAAAACUUAUGCCUUUGUAUGAACAGGCCAAGGAAAGGACUUUAAAAAAGCAAAAAUCUAAAACCGCUUCUUAAGCAUUCUUAAUUUUAUUAAUGUACUGUGUAAGUCUAUUUUUUAUAAAUAAUUUGUAGAAUGAUGUUUACUAAUAAAAAUGCAUUUAAAAAG